Messenger RNA from Mytilinidion resinicola, 1290 nucleotides. RefSeq lists its product as uncharacterized. The record is from RefSeq and is a predicted model, not a curated record. The transcript has 3 exons. Gene Ontology annotation, molecular function: protein dimerization activity; DNA-binding transcription factor activity. Gene Ontology annotation, biological process: positive regulation of transcription by RNA polymerase II. NCBI's taxonomy places the organism in Eukaryota, Fungi, Ascomycota, Dothideomycetes, Mytilinidiales, Mytilinidiaceae. The coding region runs from base 1 to 1290 and encodes 429 amino acids. Gene Ontology annotation, cellular component: RNA polymerase II transcription regulator complex.
AUGGGACUCCAGCUUCAGACCAUCCUGAAUGCUGAGGACUCGCCAUCACGCAGCUCUGUCCCCGACACUCCUUUGUGCGCGAGAUACUCCAACCCGCAGGCCAAUCAGCAGGGAAAUGCCCUGCCCUCGCUCAAUCACGGCUUCGACCACAACCGUGUCAGCUUCGAAAACACCUCCCACUUUGACUCGCGACGAAGCAGCGUCGACAGCCGGAUGAAUGUCGGAAUGGGCCAUCUGGCCAUCAGCCCCUCGUCGCCGUAUGAUAGCCAAAACGCGUCCCGAGUCUCUUUAGUAUCGAAUCUUCAACAGCAGCGCGGCAUUACCAAUGAGCCACGCCCCAACGCAGUGUCUCCGCUAUCGCCGCUUGGCCCACGGCCUGGAGCUCGGCCUAAUCAGCCUCCUCGACGAGCUCCAGUCAUCAAUCCGAACCCCCGAAGCGUUUCAGGAAUGCCGGAUCCUAUGGCUGCCGCACCGACGAAAGGUUACGCGUGGGCUUUUCCUGCAGAAUUAGAUCCUGAAGAUAGGCGAGGUUCCAGCAGUGGAGAUUCGAGCGGCGAUAUCCACAAACUGUCGCGCCAGAACAGCUUCGCUACGUCUGUCAAUAGCAGCGUCUUCACUGCCGAAUCCAACCUACCGCCUGGGCAGAAGAGGUUCGACGACGGCACUCGCCCCGAGUAUCACAUCGACGGAUUCGGUCCUGGAGGAGAUAUUGCUACGACGCAUCACCACUCCAUGCAACACCGUAACGUCACGAAUUUGCAGAGCGGUGAAAGUCCUUCGACGCCUGGAAGCGGCAACUACAGCCGUACCCCAGAGCUCCGUGUCAGUCACAAAAUGGCCGAGCGGAAGCGCCGAAGCGAGAUGAAAGGGCUCUUCGAUGAAUUGAAUGGCAUCCUGCCCAACUCGCCUGGCAGCAAGUCAAGCAAAUGGGAGAUCCUCACCAAAUCGAUCGAGUACAUCAAGACUCUGGCGAAGGCCCAUGAGGCUACUCGCGCUGAAAACGCGCGUCUGCGCCCAGACGCCGAGUACUGCAGAAGGGCGCAGGAAGAGUGCGAGCACCUGCGCAACGAGCUACAUGCCGUGUGGCAGCAUAUGCGGCGCGUCGAUCCCAACAACCCGCACGUGUACGGCAGCAUGACCAACAUGCUGGCUCAACAGCAUGGACAGACUCCGGCCAGCACGACUAUCCUACCACCACUUCAACAACCACCCCAAUGGGGCCCCUCUCCUCCUUCGGCCGCGAUGCAAGGCGUCGAAUUCGCCGGCGCACGACCCUACGAACAUCGCUAG